This is a messenger RNA of Drosophila mauritiana, 1754 nucleotides long. RefSeq names its product circumsporozoite protein. Bases 157 to 1632 code for a protein of 491 amino acids. The transcript is spliced from 5 exons. The record is from RefSeq and is a predicted model, not a curated record. Lineage: Eukaryota; Metazoa; Arthropoda; Insecta; Diptera; Drosophilidae.
ACAUUGUUAUCUUACACUAUUUGCGUACUUUUUACUAGACUAGAGGAAAUAUUUGUCAAAAUGCAACCGUGUUUAAAAUGGAUCGAUCACGAAAGUGGGUCUUAGAUAAGAACUUUGAACCUUAGAUAAAAGUGCUAAAUUUUUCGUAUAUAAAGUAUGGAAAAUUCGCAUUUAUCUUUAGUUCCAUAUCCAAACAUGAAAAUAAUAGUAGUCGGUCUUUUGUUGGUGAUUUCCUUAGUUGGACAACGGACAAACGCAAAAAGUGUGGCCAACACCUUGGCCAACGAAAUCGGUCAGGAUGCCUCCGCUUUCGGUAAUGAAUUAGGCCAAGAGGUCAUCCAAUAUGGCCAAGAAGCCGCCAAAAGUGGCGUGAAGUACGGAGAAGCAGCAGAAAAUGCGUCCUCCGUUUGGGAACUUGGAAUGGAUGGCAGAAUUUUUGGACACGAAUUGGGAGAUGAGGGCAAUUUGUUAGGACAAGAGGCUUCCAAUAGCGCUAUUAACUUUGGACAUCAGGUGUCCCAGGAAGCGGAAGAGGCAGCCAGUGCAGAACUCAAAGCCUUGGCAAGCCAGUCUGCCAAUCAAACCAGUAAGAAAUCUGUCAGUAAGCGUGAUGUAUCAAGUAGCAACGAGAAUCCUUCGGUUACCUGUGCUUGCACCUGUUCCACCGAUGGUGGUGCUACCAAUGUGGGAAGUAAGGUUGCAGAGUCGGCCGGAAAGGCAGCUCAUGAUGUAGCCGGCGCUGCUGGAAAUGUGGCCUCGAGUGUUGCUGGAGCUGCUGGACACAUUUUCCACGACGCCGGCAAGGUUGGAGGCGACAUUGGAAAUGCUGCUGGAAAUGUCGCUGGAAGUGCAGCAAAUGCUGCUGGAAAUGUGGCCUCGAGUGUUGCUGGAGCUGCUGGCACUAUCGCUCACGAUGCUGCAGGUGCUGCAUCUAGUGUUGCAAGUGAUGCUGGACACAUUUUUCACGACGCCGGCAAGGUAGGAGGUGACAUUGGAAAUGCUGCUGGAAAUGUGGCCUCGAGUGUUGCUGGAGCUGCUGGCACUAUUGCUCACGAUGCUGCAGGUGCUGCAUCCAGUGUUGCAAGUGAUGCUGGACACAUUUUCCACGACGCCGGCAAGGUUGGAGGCGACAUUGGAAAUGCAGCUGGAAAUGUAGCUGGAGAUGUUGCGCAUGAUGCUGCAAAUGCUGCUGGAAGUGUCGCUGGAAGUGCAGCAAAUGCUGCUGGAAAUGUGGCCUCGAGUGUUUCUGGAGCUGCAGGCUCUAUCGCUCACGAUGCUGCAGGUGCUGCAUCUAGUGUUGCAAGUGAUGCUGGACACAUUUUCCACGACGCCGGCAAGGUUGGAGGCGACAUUGGAAAUGCAGCUGGAAGUGUAGCCGGAGAUGUUGCGCAUGAUGCUGCAAAUGCUGCUGGAAGUGUCGCUGGAAGUGCAGCAAAUGCUGCUGGAAACGCAGCAAACGCUGCUGGAGAUGUUGCUAAUGCUGCUGGAAAUGUAGCUGGAGAUGUUGCUAAUGCUGCUGGAAAUGUCGCUGGGGAUGUUGCAAAUGCUGCAGGAAAUGUCGCUGGAGAUGUAGCUAAUGCUGCUGGAAAUAUUGCACAUGAUGCAAGCAACAUUUUCCACUCUAUAUUUUAGAGUUUCUCUCUACUUUUAAUAUAAUAAUAAAUGAACGAGCAAAUUAAUGAGCGAUGCACUUGUUAUACUUUAAGCACUAGAUCUCUAUAAAAUCCCAUUACAUUUCUGUUUUGACUUCUGAA